Molecule: messenger RNA, 990 nt
Organism: Populus nigra (black poplar)
Lineage: Eukaryota; Viridiplantae; Streptophyta; Magnoliopsida; Malpighiales; Salicaceae
Exons: 3
Coding region: 1-990 (329 amino acids)
Source: RefSeq, a predicted model, not a curated record
AUGGCUACCAAAGUGGAUUUGGAGAAGGCGUAUGACAGGCUAUAUUGGGAAUUCAUCAUGGAGACUUUGAUUUUGACAGGCAUCCCAGAAAGCAUGAUAGAGAAGUGUAUUGAAACGGCCUCGUUGAGUGUUCUAUGGAAUGGAAAGAUCUCCGAAAUAUUCACCUCGACUAGGGGUAUUAGACAAGGUGAUCCACUCUCACCAUAUAUUCUUGUGCUAUGUUUAGAAAGGUUGUCUCAGUUAAUUCAGAAGGCAGUCGAUGCAGGAUCAUGGAGACCUUUUGGAGUUAAUCGAGAAGGACCGAAUAUAUUGCAUCUAUUUUUUGCAGACGACAUCCUUCUCUUUGCAGAAGCUACAGUAGGGCAGAUGGAUACAAUUUUGGAAUGCCUAAAUUAUUUUUGUGCCAUAUCAGGUCAGAAAGUUAGUGCAGCUAAAACGAAGCUUGUGGGCACGGAUUUUGAGAGCCAAGUAUGUCAAGUCACAUGUGCAAGAUCAACAACUGCACUCCAGGAAUACCCGAUUUGGAAGGCAAUUUGCAAAGUGUUGUCUCAAGUCGUUGCGGGCACAAGCUGGUCCAUAGGGAAUGGAAAGAAAAUCAGGUUCUGGAAAGAUGUUUGGCUUGAAGGCUUCAGUCAAUUAUUACAGCAUGUGGCACAAGAAUCUUCCGUGAAGGAAAGCAAUGUGUUAAUGAAGGAUAUGGUCAAAGUUGAUAAUGAAUGGAGAUGGGAGGAAUUUGCUCGCCGACUUCCCAUGCAGUGGAGAAUUACCUGGAUGCUUAGUAAUUUGUCUAGUAUGCAUGUGUCAAGAGAAGACCGAAGAUGGGAGUUGGCAUUUAGGGUCACGGUAUGGCAUCCAUUGAAGGCAAUGAAUCUGAGGAUCUUCACAGACCAAGACCUGUCAACUUACAGCACUGUAAAAGCCAUUAAGUGCAUGGUGGAAGAAAUUGAAAAGGCAUACAUAGACAUCAUGGAAUGUGACCGAUCAACUUAA